UUGACCACAAUCUUUUCUGUGAAGAGGAUUUAUUUUGCGGACUUUAUAGACUUCAGAGCUUUUUAUUGACAGAACGGGAUAUUUUAGAUUUUUUGUGUCGUGGAUUAACAUAAACAUGAGAAGCAAGUUUGUCAACUCUGGCACAUACGUGUAUAAAUAGAGAGUCAAGUUGUCGGUGUAAUAUUUUUGUUAAAGCGUAACAUUCACAAUGCAUGCGAGGGACUGCUACGUUUCAGCACCGGGUAAAGCGAUUCUGCACGGUGAGCAUGCUGUGGUGCAUGGAAAGGUCGCUCUGGCUGUGAGUUUGAACCUGCGCACAUACUUGCGCCUGCAGUCCACAUCAAAUGGAAAAGUGUGCAUCAAUCUCCCCAAUAUUGACACUUUCCUGUCCUGGGAAAUAACUGCACUGCAGCCUCUUCUGGAUGGUUGUAGAGAACAUGCAGUCCUGAAGCAGGAGCUUGAUGACGAUCUUUUGAUGAGACUCCGUGUAUUUACUGGCAUUGCAGAUGCUUCUACAGACACAAGAAGCAUGGCUGUUUUGGCAUUCCUUUACAUGUACCUGUCUGUUUUUGGCGAGGCGGAGUCUCUAGCCAGUAUCACAGUAUCUGUGUGGUCAGAGUUGCCCACAGGAGCUGGUUUAGGCUCCAGUGCCGCCUAUAAUGUUUGCCUGGCUGCCGGCCUGCUGUCUGCCAGAGGGAUCACAUCCUCUCCUCUCACACCCCAACAGGAUUCAGCCAGAUGGAGUAAAGAGGAGAUGGAUCUGAUUAACAGGUGGGCGUUUAUGGGUGAGAAGAUCAUCCACGGGAACCCUUCAGGGGUGGAUAAUGCUGUGGGUACAUGGGGUUGUUUCUUAAGAUACCAUGACGGGAACAUAACUCCACUAGACCGGGUCCCAGUUCUGAGAAUCCUUCUUACUAACACCAAAGUACCACGCAGCACCAAAGUGCUUGUUUCUGGAGUUAAGGACAAAAUUAACAAGUUUCCUGCUGUAAUGAAGCCGGUGUUGGCGUCAGUCGACGCUGUGUCCUGCACCUGUGAACAGACUCUAACGGAGAUGUCUGCACGUGGACCUUCAGCUGAGCAUUACAACAUACUCGAGGAGCUGAUUGAUAUAAACCAGCACCAUCUGAACGUGAUGGGUGUGGGUCACUCCUCUUUGGACACCCUGUGUAAGAUCACCCUGGCUUGGGGUCUACACAGCAAACUGACGGGGGCCGGAGGGGGAGGCUGUGGAAUCACUCUGCUCCGACCAGAAACAGAUGCAUCAGUGAUCCAGAGCACCGUUGAGGAGCUGCAGGCUUGUGGCUUUGACUGCUGGGAGACGAGUAUCGGAGGUCCAGGAGUACAGCAGCACUCUUCUGAUGCACUCACACGGGACAUACUGAAGAUACUUACCAGCUACUGAGACACAGAAAAUACCUCCUCAUUCACAGAUGCUUGUGCUGAUAUUUGGGAAGCUCAGUUGGCAUUCCUGGUUUGACAGAGAAAAAAUGGUGCAAUUCUAUAUGUUGUCUAUCAAGUUGAAGAAAGAAUAUUUGGUCUUUGGUAUAUUUGGUCAUUACAUUCAGAGCGAUUGUGGACACUUACAAGUAUUUUUCAUUUUCACAUCUUCACUUUUCUAAAUAUUUUAAAAGGAUAUAUUUGCUUUUUUAGGAAAUCUUGACAUUCAUCUACAUUUCGGAUAAAACAUACUGUUAAGGAACGUGAAAUAUAGGCACCACAGUUUGCGUGCAUCAUCCUCACCAUCAUAACUCAAAAAAUUUUGUUUCCACAUAAUUGACAUUGCUGUCAGUGAAGUUGCCAAUAGAGGGCAGCAGAGUGUAGGAAACGGAACUGAUGCACUCAAGCUUAUGCAUAAUAUAUAAUAAAAUGUAAUACUUUCUAAAUGAAUAAGUCAAUAAAUAUUAACAUCUUUC
Messenger RNA from Triplophysa dalaica, 1916 nucleotides. RefSeq names its product mevalonate kinase (gene mvk). The record is from RefSeq and is a predicted model, not a curated record. Gene Ontology annotation, molecular function: ATP binding; mevalonate kinase activity. The transcript is spliced from 10 exons. Gene Ontology annotation, cellular component: cytoplasm. Lineage: Eukaryota; Metazoa; Chordata; Actinopteri; Cypriniformes; Nemacheilidae. Gene Ontology annotation, biological process: cholesterol biosynthetic process; isoprenoid biosynthetic process. The coding region runs from base 209 to 1405 and encodes 398 amino acids.